AUGCUUAGAAUUUAUUCCAUACAAUGGAACUGGUAUAUUACACGUCAACAAUAUCAAUUAUUCAUUAUCAUUAUAUUAUUUUAUAUUCAUUUAAUUCAAUCUAAAACGAUACGAUUACGUAUUAAUGAAGAAAUACAAUUAAAUACAAAAAUAGGUAGUUUAUUCAAAUAUAUACAACAACAAGAUGGAUUAAAUAAUUUAUAUUUUAUUAAAAUUAAUAAUACAAAUGAUGCAUCGAAAUUAUUUCAUGUUGAUUCUAUAACGGGUGAUAUUAUUGUUAAGCAUCGAUUAGAUCGAGAAUUAUUAUGUAAUAUUAAUAAUCAAUAUAAUCAAUUAAAAAAAUAUGGUAAAAUGAUUAAAGAAUGGUUACCAAAUUUCACUUCUUCGACAAUAUGUGAAUUAUAUUUUAGUGUGAAUUGUUUAAAUACAACAUUAUAUUCAAAUUAUCAUUCAAAUCGUCAUAGAAACAAAUUACCUAUAAGUAAUAAAUUAGUAACUAUAUUUGAUAUCAUUAUUGAAUUGAAUGAUAUUAAUGAUAAUGGUUGUCAAUUUAUUCCAUCUAAUCAACAAUUAAUUAAAAUUCGUGAAGAUUCAUUUAUUAAUGAUACACGUUUUACAUUGAAUAUACCAUAUGAUCCAGAUGAUAUGAUCAAUGGGAAUUCGGUGAAAUCAGAUCGUAUUUGGAUUAAUAAUGAUUCAAAUAUAAUAAAUAAUAAUAAUCAAAAUAUAUUAAAUUAUUUUAAAUUACAUAGUCUUUCAUUAUUGAAUAAUAUUACAAUAUCUAAUAUAUAUUUAGAAUUAGAAUUAAUUCAAAAGUUAGAUUAUGAAAAACAACAAAGUUAUACAUUUCAAAUUAUAGCCGAUGAUGGUAUUUCAUCAAAUGAUCAUCAAUGUUAUUUGAAUGUAACUAUACUUGUAGAAGAUUGUAAUGAUCAUAUGCCAAUAUUUGAACAAUCUAUGUAUAUUGUAAAUGUAAGUGAAGAUACACCUAUAGGUCAAUUCAUAUUACAGAUUAAAGCUAAUGAUGAAGAUACUGAUGAAAAUGGAAAGAUAAUUUAUAAUUUUGCAUCAUAUUCAGAUGAUAAUGAUGAUAGUAAUUAUUUCUAUAUUCAUUCAAAAACCGGUGAAAUAAAAUUACAAAGACGAUUAAAUUAUCGUUUAAAAUCUAGUCAUUCAUUAAAAGUAUUUGCUAAAAAUCCGGAAAACACUACAUCAGGACAAAUAAAAUCAUUUCAUACCUCAAAAUUAUCAACUACUCAGGUUAUAGUAAAUGUGAUUGAUGUAAAUGAUCAUUUUCCUCGUAUUCGUAUUAUAUCACCUACUGGUUCUAAAACUUUAGAAUUAAUUGAAGAAACACCACCUGGACAAGAUAUUGGAAUUGUAGAUGUGUUCGAUGGAGAUACUGGAAUAAAUGCACAAGUGAACUGUAAAUUAACUAAUCAAACUAUUCCAAAUGUUUUACGCUUAAUUUCAGUUGACAAUGAAAUGUCAAAUUCUAAUCAAAAGUAUAAAUUAACGCUGCAAAAACUUAUUGAUAGAGAAGAAUUUCCAAUCAUUGAGUUUAAUGUAGUUUGUUGGGAUGGUGGAACGCCAUCUUUAUCAAGUAAUUUGACAUACAAAAUCAAAGUAUUCGAUAUUAAUGAUCAUGAUCCAGUCUGUGAUCAAGAUAAUUACACAGUUGAUGUCAUGGAAGAUUCAAGUCCGGAAAGAAUAAAAAAUAACUUUGAAUUUCUCACCAUUCAUGCUACUGAUCAAGAUGAAGGUCGUAAUGCAAAACUCCAUUUUAGUUUAGAUCAAGAAACUCCAACGUAUAUAAUGAAUUUAAUCUCGGUUAAUGCAACUUCUGGGACACUUAGUACUAUGGGAAAUUUAGAUCGCGAGAAGUUGACUACAUUCGAUGUGACAUUAAUUUGUUCAGACCAUGGUGAACCAAAACGAAUGACUAAAGUGAAGAUACAUGUUAAUGUAUUGGAUUACAAUGACAACUCACCUACAUACUCUCAACCAUAUUUUGAAUUUACUAUAACAGAAAAUAAUCAUGUAGGUCAGCUAGUUGGUAAUUUUCAAAUUACUGAUGACGAUGUUGAUAAAAAUGCAGAAUUAAUUGUUCAAAUUGAACAGAACACAGAACAGGCACAUGUUUAUCUUGCAUAUUUCGGUAAUAGUUUAGGAAUACAACCUGAUAUUGAACAAUUGAAAUUACAUUCAAAAGAUCUACUGAUUUCUUCCAAUUUACAAAAAACAAAACAUAUUGAAUACAUUCCACAUUUUAAAUUACAUUCACAAAAGUUGGCCAGAAAAAAUAUUUCUUAUUCUAACAGUGAAUCAACACUUUAUGAUGUCAAAUUGUAUAUAGACUCUGUUAUUGAUCGUGAAGGAUUAAUUAUGAAAUAUAAAGAUAUAGUUUCUGAUAUCAUUCCACAUUAUAGAUUACUUGAACAUAUCAAUCAUUUUUAUUAUGAUAAUAAAAUAUCUCAACACUCAAGUAAAACAAACUAUUCUAUAAUAACACCAAUUAUAUUGUUAUUAAUCAAUACACAUGAUAAAGGUAUUCCAAAAUUAUCUGAAUAUGUAUCAAUACGUAUUCAUGUAUUAGAUGAAAAUGAUAAUUCACCUCGUUUUAUUUAUCCUGAUCCAACAGAUGUAAAUAGAACAAAAACUAUUGUAUCAUAUAAAGAACCAACAGGAUAUGCAUUUACACAGGUUUUAGCUAUAGAUAUUGAUGCUGGUGAAAAUGGUACAAUUCUCUAUUUUAUUCAUUCUGGCAAUGAUAAUAAUUAUUUUCAAUUAGAUUCAUAUAAUGGAAUAUUAAGUAUUCAUAAACAAAUUCCAUAUAAUGCAAUAGGUGAAUAUAUACUUAAAUUAGAAGCAAGAGAUUGUGGUAAACCAUAUCGUUUUACAAUAACAGAAUUAAUUAUUGAAAUUGAUCAAUCACCAUCUAAAGCAUAUCUUACAACAAAUAUAUAUCAAUUACAUAAUUCUGAUAGAAUUAUGCAAUAUGGUGCUAGUAAUAAUACAUUAAAUUUAUAUAUUAUCAUUGCAAUUAUUGCAGCAGCUUGUGUUAUAUCAACUAUAUUGUUAUUUUUAGUGUUUAUAUUUUUACAACGUACAAAACGUAAUCGUCAUAAGAGAACUGAUUUAUCAGAAAAUUCAAUCAGAAAGUAUCAUGAUAUAAAUAUGAAAGAAUUACAUACAAACUAUUCUAUAACAAAUCAAUCACAAAAUCAGAAUAGGAACAAAUUUUCAGAUUAUGAAGUUCAUCCAUUUCCUAAUUGCUCUCAACAAUUACCCAGUUACGAAGAUGGAAAUAAUAAUUUGGAAUUAAUGAAUCAUCCAAAUGGGAGUUUGUUUCUAUUACCUGUUGAAACAGAUUAUAAUUACGGUCAAAAUUCAUUUAAUAAAAUUCCCGGUACUUAUUGGUCCACCAACAGCAACAUAAUUAAUGAUAAUAAUAUUGCAAACAUGGAAACUAAUGAAAACAGAAUAAAUCUGACUGUUUCAUCAUAUAACAUGAACAAUUUAUAUAAUGAUUAUACAAAUUAUCACAAUGGGGAUAAAAUAGAUAUAACAGGUUAUCAAGAUGUUUGUCAAACAAUAUUGAAUGGUCAAUGUUCAAUACCUUUUAGUAUACCUGAAGCCUGUAAUGAACUGACUAAUAUAUCAAAACAUCCACAUAUAUUAAUGUCUACAAUGGAUAAUUGGCCAAAAUUAUCAACAACUGAUUUUACAUCUAAUAUCAUUAUAUCAACUGAUUGUGAUUCAGGUAAUGGUGAUAGUGUAGAAAUUCAACCAAAUUUAUCAACUAAAGUUUAUUUUGUUGGAAGAACAUAAACAUUUAAACGAUAGGCAGCCUAGAAUAGUUCAAUUAGAUGAUACUAUCUAUGAAUGAAUUAUAUUCAGUAUUACUUAUAUUCUAUGUAAUAACAUUGAUAAAUUAUUGUAAUAAAUUAUACAUUUUUCGAUAUGAAAGCGAAUUUUUCUUAUUAUAUAUAUAUAUAGUGUUAAUAUUAGCUGUAUAUGUUUUAAUGAUCCAAUGGAAUAUCUAUUCAUCUAUUGAUGAAGAUGAUAGUUCUUUUCUGUCAGUAUUUCUAUUCAUGAAUUUAUCCAAGAUUUAUGCGUUCAUUACCUGAUUUCAAAAUUAAGUUUGUUCGUCCCUUCUUUUUUAUUCUCGUUUGUUUCUUCUUGUUUUCUAAAUUAAAGAACCAUUUCAUCAGUAACACUAUGAUUUAUCACUUCAAUUAAAUCGAUACAAAACGAUCAUUCAUUUGAUGAGUUUCAUAAUCAUUUAUAACCAUUGAAUCCGUAAUAUUAUAUUGAAAAUUUAUCAUUCC
Messenger RNA from Schistosoma margrebowiei, 4331 nucleotides. The record is from the annotation of a GenBank genome assembly. NCBI's taxonomy places the organism in Eukaryota, Metazoa, Platyhelminthes, Trematoda, Strigeidida, Schistosomatidae.